CAUAACUGCAGGGAGUAAGAUACUGGCUGGGAAAGCAAACAUGGAGCUCCACAACCAAGUGGCUGGAAUAAUAUACAGAAACAUGUACAGAAUAUGGACUGGAAACCCCAAAGUCAAAAUGGGAAACACCUCAGAAAGUCGUAGAGAAUGAGAUGAUACAGACGGACAGGAUGGUAAUGGAGAACCAACCAGACAUUGUAGUGGUGGAUAAAGAACAGAGGAACGCUGUUGUGGUGGAUGUGGCAGUACCAAGUGAUGGUAACUUCAAGAAGAAGGAACAUGAGAAACUGGAGAAAUACCAGGGACUCAGAGAGGAACUGGAGAAACCUUGGAAGGAGAAAGUGACAGUGGUACCCGUGGUAAUGGGAGCACUCGGGGCUGUAACCUCCAAACUGGAGGAAUAGCUACAGCAGAUCCCUGGAAAGACAUCAGACAUCUCAGUCCAGAAAAGCGCAGUGCUAGGAAUAUCUAAGGUACUGUGCAGGACCCUAAAGCUCCCAGGCCUCUGGUAGAGGACCCGAGCUUGGAGGAGAAACCAGAAACCACCCGCGGAGUGUGAGCUGGAGUUUUUUUUUUUUGUUUUUUUAAUAGACACACACACAUUUUCUUUUCUCUGGUUACAGUUAAGCUUCGAUUCUGAAUAACAGAGAAAAUAUUUUGGCCUAAAUGAAGCAAUGUCACUCUGCAAGGUUUUGACAGCUCCAAAACUCACAUUACAUUCUGCAAGCAGUCAGACGGAUCAUGAUCUCUUUCACUUUCCACUAAAUGCACCUAUAAAAGAUGUGGAAACUGAGGAACUGCCUCACAGAGAAGAAGAGUUGUGAGCGGAAACAAGCGUUCAUAUCGGCAAAAGACAGGAAGAACAUGAGCAGUUCUUCUCAGACUCCGUCCGAAAUAGAAGCCCUGGAGUGUCACUUCACCUGGAUCAGGGAGAUCACUAGAUCUGAGCUGCUAGACAUGAGGGACAAGCUUGAGGACAUUGGGACAGAUGAGGGAAAUUUCUGGUUGGGUUCUAUUUACAACAUGUGGGGGUUUGUCCUCUACAAGCUGAACUUUAGAGACGAAGCCCUUCAGUCCCUCAACAAGGCCACAGAAACCUUAAAGCGGCUGAGGGAGGAAGAUGAAGGUCCCUGGUUGGUGGUGAACUAUGGGAAUCUGGCCUGGCUGCACCAUCAUCUUGGAGAAGAGGCAACAAGUCAGGACUACUUGUCAAAGGUUGGAGCUCUCAAAAGUAAAUUCCCAUCUCUAUCCCAGGACGAGCUCCAUCCAGAGAUCUACGCCGAGAAAGCCUGGACUCUGAUGAAGUUUGAUAAAGAGAAGCAGCUGGCUGCAGAUUACUUUCAGAGAGCCUUCAACAUGCAGCCAGACAUGGUGCAGUGGAAGUCCAGCCGUGUCAUUGCUCUGGCCAGUGCUGCUAAGCACUGGUACACAGACCUGAGUGAUGACCUCUUGCAGGAAAUUAGAACAGCCCGAGAGCAGGAUCCAGAGAAUCUGUACUUGGCUGCUGUGGAGCUCAAAGAAAGAAACAGAAAAGGAGAAUCAGUGGGAGAUGAGGCGGAGACGCUGGGCCAGAAGAUCCUCCUGCAGCCUGUCAGCAGCUACAGUGGUCUGAAGCCUCUCCUGAGACUGCACAGGCAGCAGAAAACGCUGGAUGAGGCCAUCGUUCUGACAGAGGAGGCCUUGCAGCGACAUCCCAAUGAGUGCUACCUGAAGAGAUGUGCCGCACUCUGCUACAAAUGGAAACUGUUCAGCUUAGGAGGUGUUCAGGCAGACCAACGUACAAUUAAGAGAGCUAUUCAGCUGCAUAAGGAGGUGAUCAAUCUCUACCCAGACACAUCAUUUGCCAAAAAGGUUGACCUGGCAGAUGUUCAGGCUAAGUCAACUCAGGGCUGUACCAAAGCAGAGCAGAUGUACAAAGGCCUGCUGAAAACAGAAAACCUGGAUCCCGCAAACCAACAGCUGCUCUACUCCAGCUAUGCCAGAUACCUCUACUUUGAUUGUCAUGACAGUAACAAGUCCAUUCGGUACCACAUGAUGUCAGCAGAGAUUCAGCCAAGGGAUUUAUAUGGGAAAAAAAGCAUUGAAAAGCUCAAGAAAAUACUUGACAAUGGAACAAACCAGAUGUGCAGAGAAAUCAGGGAGUUUCUGGAGCAACUGCCAUAAUGAUUCUAAUUGAGGUUUUACCUGCAUAGGCUUCAUAUCUAAACCUCUGAAUAUGCAUUAACUUUUCUUUUAUGUGGGCAAAUAGACUUAUUUUCAUUCUUUUAACAGCUGCUGGUUGAGACGUAGCAAUGUAUUUCUUUGAAAAUGUGUAAAACAGGAAAUUAAAGCUGAUUCUAAGUGAAAUUCUUUUUAACUUGAUUGAAGUUCUGCAUUACUUUUCCUUAUCAUUGUUGUUCACCUUUCCCCACAUCAAAACAGCACCCACUGUUUCGCAUCAGUGAUUUGGCAGAGAUAUUUACACCAGAUGCCCUGCCUGUAUUAAAAGGGCACAGGGAUCCAGUUAGGCAGCAGUGUCAAGGAUCUAGUCUAAGGACCCAAUCUGGAUGGAGAUCAGUGGACACCCCGGGGAUUAAACCAGGGCUCCUGCGUGCCAGCCCUACACUUAGCCCAUCCAGACGCUACUUUUCCUUAAUAGAUGAUUGUGUAAUGAAAUGUUGUUGUUGAAUAAUUCUUUAACUCACAUGAAUGAAUCAUUAAACAUUUAACCAACAA
Molecule: messenger RNA, 2715 nt
Organism: Oryzias melastigma (Indian medaka)
Lineage: Eukaryota; Metazoa; Chordata; Actinopteri; Beloniformes; Adrianichthyidae
Product: interferon-induced protein with tetratricopeptide repeats 2-like
Exons: 2
Coding region: 781-2163 (460 amino acids)
Biological process (GO): defense response to virus
Cellular component (GO): cytosol
Molecular function (GO): protein binding
Source: RefSeq, a predicted model, not a curated record